This is a messenger RNA of Seminavis robusta, 513 nucleotides long. The record is from the annotation of a GenBank genome assembly. Lineage: Eukaryota; Bacillariophyta; Bacillariophyceae; Naviculales; Naviculaceae.
AUGAGGAGAAGGACAACAUCGGAUGGAUCUCUACAGACCGCAAGUAUCCCUCACGGCUCUGCUUAUUUUACCAUGGGGUUUGCAGCCGGCUCCCUUUCUGCAGCAAUCUGGAUGGUGGCGGGGGCAUCUGUCCCUUUCAUACUUCUGGAAUCUUCUCUGGUGGAUCCACAGCUUCUCAAGGAUGCUCACAAGGAAGAAGCUGCCACUUCCAGCUCCCGCAGCAGCAGCAACAGCAACAGCUCUAAUGCCGACAACAGAGUGGAUGACGGAGGUCGGUUAUGCCAUUUUUACUGUCAUGCGCUUGCUGGAGCCGCCGUCGGCAACAGCUUCACCUGGAUCCUGCUCCAUUUACUCCUGAUCCCGUCGAAACCUCUUUCCAUCACGCAUCUAUUGCUGGUGUUUCCACUUCUCGUUGGAUUAUGGUGGGAGCGAACCAUGUCUCAUGGACCCAUUCAAGAGUUGCAACAGAGGAAACAAGAAGGGACGAAUGCGGAGAGUGUGAUUCUGGUGUAG